Messenger RNA from Trifolium pratense (red clover), 1481 nucleotides. Its product is annotated as tubulin-folding cofactor C. Lineage: Eukaryota; Viridiplantae; Streptophyta; Magnoliopsida; Fabales; Fabaceae. Bases 252 to 1319 code for a protein of 355 amino acids. The transcript has a single exon. Gene Ontology annotation, cellular component: cytoplasm. Gene Ontology annotation, biological process: post-chaperonin tubulin folding pathway; tubulin complex assembly. The record is from RefSeq and is a predicted model, not a curated record. Gene Ontology annotation, molecular function: tubulin binding.
GGAAUGUGACAUGUUUAAUUUGUAUGCACUGUCGGUGUAAACACCAUACAUGAUGUAUUGAUAUAUUAUGUGUAAAAUAACUUUACGCCGAAUAUAAAUUAAAUUAAAAAAAAAACAAACUCACACUAGUAAUUUUUCAAAAAGUAAUAUAAAAAACUCAAACUCAACGCCGCUUCAUUGCACCUUGCGCUGCCGUCCCAAGUGCUAUAACAAAAGCGACUUCUCCCCACUUCCACCACCGAGUCAGAAAAAUGGACGAUGACACAGAGAAAGAACUCAUUUCAAACGAAAAAGAAUCAGAAGCAGCUUUACAAAAAAAGCACUUAUCAAUGCUAGACCGUCUCUCCAAACGCCAACAAUCCCGUUCAACCAACUCGACCGAACCUUCAACAGAAUCAACUUCCUCAUUCCUCACACGCUUCUCUCAACUUAAAUCCUCCAUCGAAUCUCACCUCUCCGAAUCACAAUCAAUUUCCUCCGAUCCUUCUCAGCUUAAACCGCACUUCGAUAAAAUCUCAGAAUCAAUCUCCGAUUUGGAAAAACUCGUUGCUCAAAGCUCUUAUUUCCUUCCCUCUUACGACGUUCGAUCUUCUCUCAAAACCGUUUCCGAUUUGAAACGAAACCUUGAAAAUCUCAGUUCCGAACUGAUCCCUAAAAAGAAAUUCUCGUUCAAGAAUAAAGCGAGUAAGAAAGAGCGUGAUUCUGUUAUUCCUGAAUCAAAACCUGAAUCCAAAUCCAAACAGAGUAUAGUUACCGUUCACGAUUCUGUUCAAUCGAGUUUUGUAGUGCGUGAUUCUCCAGGGUUUAGGAAUAAAACCGGUGAGGUUUUAAUUGGAGAGUUUAGCGAAUCAGAGGUUGGGGAAUUCACGAUUUCGGAUCUUGAUUCGUGUGAAGUGAGGAUAAUUGGUUGUGUUAGGGCGCUUUUUAUUCAUAGGUUGAAGAAUUGUAGGGUUUAUGUUGGGCCUGUGACGGGAUCGAUUCUGAUUGAGGAAGUUGAGGGUUGCGUUUUUGUUAUUGCGUCGCAUCAGAUUCGGAUUCAUGGUGCUAAGGGAAGUGAUUUUUAUCUUAGGGUUAGGAGUAGGCCUAUAGUUGAGGAUUGUAAUGGAGUGAGAUUUGCGCCGUAUUGUUUGAGUUAUCGAGGGAUUGAAGAUGAUCUUCGUGGGGCUGGUCUUGAUGCUGAGACCGGAAAUUGGGCCAAUGUGGAUGAUUUUAGGUGGUUGCGUGCAGUGCAGUCUCCGAAUUGGUCAAUUUUGCCGGAGAAUGAGAGGGUUGGGAUUGUUGAUAUAUCUAAGUCGGAAAGUAUGAAGGAGGAAAUUUGAUUUGAGCUGUAGAACUAGUGUUUUUUAAGAUUGUUUAUUUUUAUUUAUUAAUAUUAUUACUGUUGAGAGAGCCAUUUGAUUCUUCUUCGGCCUAGGAAUGCUUUUUUUAUCUGAAUUUGAUGUUGAGAUUAAUGUGAUUUUGGAAAUACAAAUGGUUUUGGA